This is a messenger RNA of Silurus meridionalis, 2911 nucleotides long. It is a transcript of the gene ddr2b, whose product is annotated as discoidin domain receptor tyrosine kinase 2b. The transcript is spliced from 17 exons. Gene Ontology annotation, biological process: protein phosphorylation; positive regulation of kinase activity; cell surface receptor protein tyrosine kinase signaling pathway. The record is from RefSeq and is a predicted model, not a curated record. Gene Ontology annotation, cellular component: signaling receptor complex. NCBI's taxonomy places the organism in Eukaryota, Metazoa, Chordata, Actinopteri, Siluriformes, Siluridae. The coding region runs from base 80 to 2659 and encodes 859 amino acids. Gene Ontology annotation, molecular function: ATP binding; collagen binding; protein tyrosine kinase collagen receptor activity.
GAUUUGUACAGAACAGGGCUACACUGAGUCUCAAUGGACUAACAUUCAGUUCUGAAAUUCCUUUUCGGAGUCGGAGCAUAUGGCACACAAGUGGUGGAGCGAUUGUCCUCAGAGUAUAGCAUCUAUCAUGCGAUGCUUCUUCGCUUUGCUCAUCUUCUUCGGUGCAGCGAGGUCACAGGUCAAUCCGGCUACAUGCAGGUAUCCACUGGGGAUGACUGGAGGCAAGAUUCAAGAUGAGGACAUUUCAGCAUCCAGCCAAUGGUCGGAGUCGACUGCAGCUAGAUAUGGCAGACUGGAUUUUGAUGAUGGAGAUGGCGCAUGGUGUCCAGAGGCAAAUAGUCCCCGGAGACGAAUGGAGUUCCUGCAGAUCGAUCUACGCAUUCUGCACUUUGUCACCCUGGUGGGCACACAGGGGCGUCACGCAGACGGCGCGGGCAACGAGUUUGCACAACGUUACCAGAUUAAAUACAGCCGUGAUGGCUCACGCUGGAUCUCCUGGCACAACCGUAAGGGCAGUCAGAUUAUCGAAGGCAACAAGAAUGCAUACGACAUAGUGCUGAAGGACCUGGAGCCUCCGAUCAUCGCCCGCUUUGUGCGAUUCAUGCCCGUCACCGAUCCCACUGCAUCUGUGUGUAUGAGGGUGGAGCUGUAUGGAUGCGAGUGGCUAGAUGGCCUUGUGUCCUACAGCAGCCCUGCUGGUGAGGAGAUGACCUUUGGUGGAAAGCAAGUCUAUCUCAAUGACAGUGUGUACGAUGGAGCCGUUGGUUACAGCAUGGCAGAGGGUCUCGGGCAGUUGACCGAUGGAAGCUGGGGUCUGGACGAUUUUACUCAAAGCCAUGUUUAUGGCGUUUGGCCCGGGUAUGACUAUGUGGGCUGGAGCAACGCUACCUUUUCCAGCGGUUCUGUGGAAAUGACAUUUGAAUUUGACCGCAUCCGGAACUUUACAUCGAUGAAGGUUCACUGCAACAACAUGUACACAUUGGGGGUUAGAAUCUUCCAGAAAGUCGUGUGUUACUUCCACUCAGAAUCGGACUGGGAAGCCAAGCCUAUUACGUUCGAGCCCAAAAUGGACGGUUCAAGUCCCAGUGCUCGGUUUGUCACAGUGGCUCUGGGGCAUCGCAUGGCCGAUGCCAUUAGGUGUGAAUUUGCCUUUAGCGACACUUGGAUGAUGUUCAGUGAGGUUGCUUUCCAAACAGAUACUGCGAUGUAUAAUAGUUCUCUUGUUCCAACGAAACAUGGUCAUCCUACGAGCACACAGCCAGGACUCAAUCCCACCCAUAAGAUUGAUGACAGCAACACACGUAUCCUUAUAGCCUGCUUGGUGGCCAUCAUCGUCAUCCUGCUGGCCAUCAUUAUCAUUAUCCUCUGGAGACAGGUCUGGCAGAAGAUGCUAGAAAAAGCCUCACGACGGAUGUUGGAUGACGAGUUGAGGUCUCGUCUCUCGGGCCACAGGGAAACUUUUUCUCACCAUCAAUCGUCCGAAUCUAGUGAUUCUGAAUCGACCUGUACAUACGAGAGAGUUUUCCCACUGGGAUCCGAGUAUCAGGAGCCAUCUCGGUUACGGAAAUCACCAGAAUUUCGGGCAAUGGAAAAUCUUGCAGUCAUGUCUGACUCGUCUGACCGACAUACCCCCAGCACUAAAGAUGACAUCCCUCCCUAUGCAGAGGCAGAUGUAGCGAGGCAGCAGAACUCAACCAGCAGUCAUUGUUAUUCUGUUGCAGCAAUCAGCAUGCCUCCUGGACGAGACGAAGCACUAGAGGAAUUUCCCAGAGAGAAGCUGACAUUUAAAGACAAGCUUGGAGAAGGCCAGUUUGGAGAGGUUCACCUAUGUGAGGCCAAAUGUAUGAAGGAUUUCAUGAAGGAAUAUGGCAGUGAUAUCAGUGACGAGCCUAUCCUGGUAGCUGUAAAAAUCCUCCGAGAGGAUGCAACCAAAAACGCAAGGAAUGACUUUUUAAAGGAGAUCAGGAUUAUGUCAAGGUUAAGAGACCCCAACAUUAUUCGCCUGCUGGCUGUGUGUGUGGAAAACGAUCCCCUGUGUAUGAUCACAGAGUACAUGGAGAAUGGAGACCUCAACCAGUUCCUCUCUCACCUAGAGCUUGAAGAUUUGGUACAAGAGCAAGAGCAGACAGCCACCAUCAGUUACAGUGUCCUGAUCAGCAUGGCUGCCCAAAUCGCUUCGGGUAUGAAGUAUCUGUCUUCUCUUAAUUUUGUGCAUCGUGACUUGGCCACACGUAACUGCUUGGUGGGGACAAAUUACACCAUCAAGAUUGCAGACUUUGGCAUGAGCAGGAACCUGUACCGUGGCGAUUACUAUCUCAUCCAGGGCCGAGCCGUGCUCCCUAUUCGCUGGAUGUCCUGGGAAAGUGUCCUCCUGGGCAAAUUUACCAUGGCCAGUGAUGUGUGGGCCUUUGGCGUGACCCUCUGGGAAAUGCUUACUCUGUGCAAAGAGCAGCCAUUCUCACAUCUCUCGGACGAUCAAGUGAUCGAGAACAUGGGCGAGUUCUUUCGUGACCAGAAUAAGCAGGUGUACUUGCCGAAGCCUUUGUGUUGUCCCGAUGCCAUCUUCAGUCUCAUGCACAGCUGUUGGAGGAGAAACGCGAAAGAACGGCCGACGUUUGAGCAGAUCCACGCUGCUCUAACCGAAUGCCAGGCUGAUUGAGUGACGAUUCCGAAACGAAUAUGCAAUUCUGAACUUUUCCCCUCCAGCUUUGCAUCCUAGUCACAAUGUAUGGUAGGAAUGGUCAAGAAGUGCUGCAUGUAUAAAUAAUGUAUAUGAUUUUUGUAUGUAUGUUCUUCCUUCCUUCCUUCAUGAAUCUCCAUCACAUAUACACUUAUUAGAACUCUGACAUUAUUCUGUACAUUUCCUUUCAACCUUAAAUAGACAAUUAAACAGUCUUGACUUCUGAAUCUG